AUGGCACCCACAGCGACAUUUAAGCAACUGUUUACGAACAAUGGCCUCAAAGAAAAGGCACCGAAUAAAAAUAUUGACGAGAACGAUGUAUUGGCUUUGUGCGAAGAAAUGUCUGCAAAAAAGAAGAUUCAACCAAAAAUCCGCCCAGAUUAUCUCCAAAAUUUGCGAAUCAAGUUCCUUGACACUCGUCCAUUAAAGCAAAAAUCUAUUGCUGCCAUUACACCAGCAAUAGAAGAGCCAUUGGAUAAAACAUCUAAUACCAAAGACACUGAACCAGUACCAACACCUGUAGCAGGAUCAGCUUCAGAAGAAGAGAUAAAUCUUGUUGCGCAGCCAAAAAAUCAAGCCCUGGAGAAUGUUCAGAUUAAUGAUUUCCAAGAUCUUAUGUAUGCCAAUGCACUUGCUGGACGACCUGAUGAAGCAGAACAAGCAUUGCAAUUAAUGGAGAAAUAUCAACUGAAACCUAAUGUACAAUGUUAUACCCAUAUUAUGGAUGCAUAUGCCAAUGUCCGGGAUCUGGAUAAUGUGGUUGCAACUUUCAAACGGAUGCAAAAAAAUAAUCUUGAGCCAGAUAUAUAUUCUUACUCAACUCUUAUCAAAGCAUUCGCCCAGGACUUAAGAUUAGACGAUGCACUGGUAGUAUUUGAGAAACUGAAGAAGUCUGAUAUAAUUCCAACCCAGCCCGUAUUUUCCAGUUUGAUCAGUGGAUUUAUAAAGGCAAAUAAAAUUGAAAGAGCAUGGGAUUUGUUUGAUGAGAUGAGACUAUCAUACCAUCAAGCAGACGAAGUUUCCUUUACAAUGAUGUUACAUGCUUGUGCAAAGAGAGGAGAAGUUGAGCGCGCAUUGAACCUUUUUGAGGAUAUGGCAAACUAUAAUCUUUAUCCUACAGACGUCACUUUUAACGUAUUGAUCCACGCAUGCGCCAAAAGACCCGAUUACUUCGAUGAGGCAUUCAGUAUGUUCCACCAAAUGCAAGAUGUCUAUGGAUUCCAGCCCGAUCGAAUUACGUACAACACUUUGAUAACUGCCUGUGCUCGUAAGAGAAAUCUUGCUAGAGCACGUUCGAUUUUCAAGUUGAUGUUGGAGGACACCAAAACGGCUGGCACUGCUAGUAUGUUAAUCCCUGAUCGAUACACCUACACCAAUUUAUUCUGGUGUUAUGCCAAUUACACCCCACCAUCCACAAAAAACAAGAACGUCGAGACCACAGAUGUGUCAGCUGAGGAUGGUGCUUUGGUCGAGACUUGUGUAUUAUUGCCAAACAUGCCAGACAAACGGUCCAAGGUGGUCGAGGAAAGCAAGUUGAUCUUCAAUCAUUUGCUGAAUGAGGGCGUACCCCUAACCACCUCUCUCCUGACAUCCUACAUGAGUGUUCAUAUUGCCCAAAAACAGACGCGUGAGGUUGUGUCGAUCUAUGAUGGUCUGUUUACUCAGCAUGGAAUUGAGCGAGAUCUGUUUACAUAUCAACGCAUGCUUAAUUUCUGUUAUGCGACAAAGGAUAUUGAAUUGUCGUGGAAAGUGUGGGAAGACUACCAGGAUUUUUUGGAGAACCGAAGACUAGCCUAUCAAACGCAGGCGAAUGAUAAUAGUUUACUCAAACAGAAGAAGCUAGAGGCGACUCGAUUAGAAGACGAGCUUACUUCUGGCUGGACAGAAGAAAAUCAAAAGGAUAUGGUACUUUUGAUGGCCAAUACCCUAGCAAGGUCAAAUGAGUUGAAGCAUUCGAUUGCCCUUCUUUCAAAUCACUUCAAGACCCCUGCAGACAACAAGUAUAAACCUAGACUCGCGGAACUUCAGACAGUUUAUGUGAAAUGUGUCCAACUGGAAGAUGAAGAGUCUAAGAAGGAACUGGUUGAUUUAUGUCGUAAAAAUAAUCAAAGAUACUAA
Molecule: messenger RNA, 1887 nt
Organism: Phycomyces blakesleeanus NRRL 1555(-)
Lineage: Eukaryota; Fungi; Mucoromycota; Mucoromycetes; Mucorales; Phycomycetaceae
Exons: 7
Coding region: 1-1887 (628 amino acids)
Molecular function (GO): protein binding
Source: RefSeq, a predicted model, not a curated record